UGGCUUUUCAGUUCUCGGUCGUUAGGGGGAGAAAUCCUUGUUUGUUGUUGCUUCUGUGGCGGAAACGGGAAGUAGAGCGAGGCACUAGAGUGGUGCUCCGUAGCCAGCAGGGAAGCUAACAGGCUAACAGCUAACCUCUAACCUCAGCUGUGAAAAUAGCAGGAUUCGCUGGUCAGACAAGCCCAACAGCUAAUUACUUUGAUUUUAAUAUGGGGAAAGGCGGUGGUACAUUUGAGAGGCUUCUGGAUAAAGCCACCAGUCAGCUUCUGCUGGAGACCGACUGGGAAUCCAUUCUACAGAUUUGUGAUCUCAUUCGACAAGGGGACACUCAAGCUAAAUAUGCUAUUGGAGCCAUUAAGAAGAAGUUGAAUGACAAAAAUCCACAUGUGGCUCUUUAUGCACUUGAGGUCCUGGAGUCACUGGUGAAGAACUGUGGCCAGACUGUCCAUGAUGAGGUGGCGAGUAAACAAACUAUGGAGGAACUGAAGGAUCUACUCAAGAAGCAGACAGAACCAAAUGUCAGAAACAAGAUCCUAUACCUGAUCCAGGCCUGGGCUCAUGCCUUCCGCAACGAACCUAAAUACAAGGUGGUUCAAGACACUUAUCAAAUUAUGAAAGUGGAAGGUCAUGUGUUUCCCGAGUUUAAGGAAAGUGAUGCAAUGUUUAAAGCUGAGAGAGCCCCAGACUGGGUAGAUGCUGAGGAGUGCCACCGGUGCAGAGUCCAGUUUGGGGUCAUGACAAGAAAGCACCACUGUCGAGCCUGUGGUCAGAUUUUCUGUGGCAAGUGUUCGUCUAAGUACUCCACCAUUCCGAAAUUUGGCAUCGAGAAGGAAGUGCGUGUGUGUGAACCCUGCUUUGAGCUGCUUAACAACCACCCCUCCCUCUCUCCUCCACUUAGGAAAGCUGAAGGAAAAGCCGCAUCCUCGGGCUCUGCUGAACUGCCUCCUGAGUAUCUGACUAGUCCUCUGUCCCAGCAGUCACAGAUGCCUCCCAAGAGAGAUGAGGCUGCACUGCAGGAGGAGGAGGAGCUGCAGCUGGCCAUUGCCCUUUCCCAAAGUGAGGCUGAGGAGAAGGAGCGGAUGAGGCACAAGAACUCGUACUCGGUGUAUCCCAAAGCUGAUCCCACUCCAGUGACUUCCUCAGCACCACCAGUCAGCACCCUCUACACUCCCCCUGUGAACUCCUCUGCACCAUCAGCUGAAGAUGUAGACCCUGAGCUGGCCCGGUACCUAAACAGAACAUAUUGGGAGAAGAAACAGGAAGAGGCUCGCAAAAGCCCCACUCCCUCAGCCCCUGCCCCUGUACCACUGGCUGAGCCACUUCCGUCAGUCAGUCAGCCUGUAGAAGGUCACGUCCCUGUCCAGCCAGUCAGCAUAGUGGAGCAGCAGUACCAGAAUGGGGAGUCGGAGGAAAACCACGAGCAGUUUCUGAAGGCUCUGCAGAAUUCUGUCACCACCUUCCUUAACCGCAUGAAGAGCAACCACAUGCGUGGGCGCAGCAUCACCAACGACAGUGCUGUGCUCUCCCUCUUCCAGUCCAUCAACAACAUGCAUCCACAGCUGCUAGACGUCCUCAACCAGCUAGAUGAGAAGCGAUUGUACUAUGAAGGGCUGCAGGACAAGUUGGCUCAGGUGCGUGAUGCUCGAGCAGCUCUCAAUGCCCUCCGUGAUGAACACCGAGAGAAGCUGCGCCAUGCCGCAGAGGAAGCAGAGAGGCAGAGACAGAUCCAGCUGGCACAAAAACUGGAGAUCAUGAGGCAGAAGAAACAGGAGUACCUGGAGAUGCAAAGACAGCUGGCCAUUCAGCGCCUCCAGGAGCAGGAGAAAGAGAGGCAGAUGCGCCUGGAGCAGCAGAAGCACACAGUCCAGAUGAGAGCCCAGAUGCCUGCUUUCUCUCUGCCCUAUGCGCAGAUGCAGUCGUUGCCCCCUAGUGUGGCAGGAGGGGUGGUGUACCAGCCUGGUGCUCCACCCAACUACCCAGGCACCUUCAGCCCUGCUGGUUCUGUGGAGGGUUCACCUAUGCAUAACAUCUAUAUGAACCAGCCUGGGCAGACAGCGCCACCACAGUACCAGGCCAUGCCCAGCACUGCCACAGACCCCAAUAUGGUUAAUGCAUACAUGUACCAGGCUGCAAGCAACAAUGGGCAGCCUGCUCCUCCUCCCGGUCAGGCUCCACCCACUACAAGUCCACCCUACUCCAACUAUCAGCCCACAUCCACACAGGGCUACCAGAAUGUGGUCUCUCAGGCCCAGAGUAUGCCUCCUAUGUCUCAGCCUCCUCCAACUAACGGAAUGGGUUACAUGGGUUACCAGCCUUACAGCAUGCAGAACAUGAUUUCAGCAUUACCAGGACAGGACCCCAAUAUGCCGCCCCAACAGCCGUACAUGCCCAGCCAGCAACCUAUGUACCAGCAGGUGGCUCCCCCUGGUGGCCCACAGCAACAGCAGCCACAGGCUCAGCAGCAGGCCCCUCAGGCUGUGCCGGGCAGCGCAGAGGCACAGCUCAUCUCCUUCGACUGAAUGCCAACACACUGCAGGGUCUGAUACACUACACCCUCUCUCCUCCCUUGGUCUCACUCUUCCCUCUCUGGACUUUUGAGGAUGCCCUCUGGAAACACACACACCUCCUUUCCCACCUUCCACCUUACUGUGAUGUUGUGGCAGUGUGAAAUAUUGUGAUGUUGCAGAACUCUUGCUCUCCUUGCCUCUCCCCCACUGAAGUACGAGAACACGAGGUGAAGCUGCAAGAGAGGGCGCCGUAACCCAGAUCUUUCCACUGUCUUUCCAGCUGAUAUGUAUGUAGUAUUUCCUUAUUAAAUAACUGAAUCUCAGAAAUAGUCAGUGGUAUAAAAGUUAAAAGUGAAUAAGAAAAUAUAACUGAGGAUGAAAAAAAAAGACAUAACCAUCUGUUAUCUCAUAUUUUUCUAAAGGAAAACUUGCAUGUUAAAUUUUAAUCAUUUUCUGCAAUGGAAGUGAAUUAUUGCAACCUAUCCUAACACUUUGGGGAGUGACUGAGAGACAUGCAUGUGCUGUUGACAAGGUUGUGGGUGUGUGGAUAAAGAGUGAUGUCUUGGGAGAGAAAGCACAGUCUAAGGCCUGAAUUAAAUAGCACUAACUCUCCAUCAGGUUCAUUGCUUGACAUUCCAGUUGUAGUUUUUUUUUGGGUUCCAUCACUUUUCCUG
Monopterus albus (swamp eel) is the source of this 3181-nucleotide messenger RNA. It is a transcript of the gene hgs, whose product is annotated as hepatocyte growth factor-regulated tyrosine kinase substrate. NCBI's taxonomy places the organism in Eukaryota, Metazoa, Chordata, Actinopteri, Synbranchiformes, Synbranchidae. Gene Ontology annotation, cellular component: early endosome. Gene Ontology annotation, biological process: receptor internalization; endocytic recycling. Gene Ontology annotation, molecular function: metal ion binding; phosphatidylinositol binding; ubiquitin binding. The transcript is spliced from 20 exons. The record is from RefSeq and is a predicted model, not a curated record. The coding region runs from base 210 to 2519 and encodes 769 amino acids.